AUGGAAAAGACCAGUGAUCGUAAAACCACGAAAAAACCGUAUGAAGAAAUCGGAGCUAUAUUUAACGGAAACGAGGUCAAAAUCAGGAUUCCAAAAAGUACUUCAAAGCCACCAAAGUUGACUCCAUCACAGCUAAAGUUACAAAACCAAUGUACAUGUGACGAUGAAGGAUCGAUGUGUUCAGAGACAUGCGGCUUUCCAGGAGAACCAAAUGGAGGACCAGCUAAUAGACUCAAUUUUCAGAUUCCUGAUGAUAUUUGCGAAGCUCUAACCAACAGAACUCCUCUCAAUUCAGAAUUAGUUUACAGCAAGAAGGAAGCUCAUGACAACCUCUGCAAUUUGUGUAAUGUUACACCCAGUAAUGCUCCAAAGGGUGUCCAAGCACAAAAAGUACUUUAUCCAGAUAAAGAUGUAUUCCUGCUUAAAAUUGGGAAACAAACUGAUGAACCGAACCGCACAGGAAACAUUGAGGUAGAGCUAGUUACUCCUCGGGCACCAGCUAAACCACAGCCAGCGACUCAUUCUUGCAAACAAAUACAGUGCGAAGAAAAUGAAAUACCUUGUUGCCUACCAUGCAGAACGUGUCGUCGUGUCUAUCCUAAAAAAAGAAAGACUAAAAGGCCUAAUUGUUGUUUGUAAUUAAAAUCACCUGUCAAAUAGAAAAAAAAAUAAUGUUUGUAAUUUUUUAUACAUUAAUGAAAAUUGUAAUGUUACUACGUAAUUAUUUUUCUUGUCGAAAUCGUUCUAUAGAAUUCUAUUUUUCUAAGUACAUAUCAAAGAAAGUUCCUAACUGCUAACGUAGAUAAUAUGCAUUGGUCAUAGGCGUAAUAAAUCAUUUUCUGGUUUA
Molecule: messenger RNA, 847 nt
Organism: Melitaea cinxia (Glanville fritillary)
Lineage: Eukaryota; Metazoa; Arthropoda; Insecta; Lepidoptera; Nymphalidae
Exons: 4
Coding region: 1-639 (212 amino acids)
Source: RefSeq, a predicted model, not a curated record